AUGGCUAAAGAAAGAAGUCCAAUUAAGGUUCCAUCUGAAAAUGAAUACUUACCUGACAAAGAGAAUGCUCCAGAUUUUGACGAGGACACUUUACAAGGUGAGCUAGGUUCAACUUUGGCUUGAGUCACUGUUAAAACGUUUUCUAUUCCACCAGUUUCAAGAAUGUAAGCAGAUGUGGAGAAUGAUAUAUACACUGCAUGACCACUUUAAAGGAUAUUUGGCCAGUCAUGACUCUUCUAUGGUUACAAUAUGUUGUUCAUUGACUGAGAGGAUCUAUGACAUAUUUGUUAUUUUCUUUUCUCAAAGUUCAAAGCAAGUACACAAAGUUAUAAUAAGUAAAUGCUUUAUUUGAUCAUCAUAUAACAUCCAUUUUGUAAGUUUGCAUCAUAAGUACAUGUACCAUCAUCAUCACCAUCAUCAUCUUUCCAUUAUAUUAUGCAACAAUUAAUUGAAAGUUUCAACUUCCCUUGACACCCAAACAUCAGUAUCCAUAUUCUCCAUACUAUUCUUUGUAUGUUUCUUUUGGUACUGAAAAAGAGAAUUCAUUUGAAGAUCAAUGCUUCUUAGGUUGGUGAUCAUUUCCUUUAUUCUCAUGAGCUUAGUGAAUGAUUCAGCAGUAUUACUGUAAGGAGAAGUGAGAUGCUGGUCGCUCUUAGGGUUUUAAGAGUUAAGGUAGAUAGCGAACUUUCAUGAACAAAUGGCUCAGAAGAAAAAAGUUUACAAGGUCUAGGUUUUAAAGCUUGGUUAAUUAGUUGAAAGUCAGGUUGCUACUUAUUUCAUUUUUUGUAUAAAAAUUGUGUGGGGCAUUUGAACACAUUCUUAAUUUUGCCUGUGGAAGAGGAAUUUUAUGAAACCUAUCUCCAAAAGUUUAAAUUCCUAGGGGUUUGUUUCGAAUAGAGUGAUGCUUAAUUCUCAUCAUUAUUAUUAUCCCUGUUGUCACCAAAUAAAUAUUAAUCUCAUCUUCUUUAUCAUUAUUCUUCUCAUUUAUAUAAUAACUAUUUUUUUAUGAGUAAUAUUGCUUCUGGUUUUUAUGACUGCCACAUUUGGAUCUUAUUGACUCAUUAAUAAGCUAUCUAAAUGUAUUAAUGGCAGUAGACUCUUCUACACUUAUGAUAUGCCAACCCUCCCUGAUUGUCAAGGAGUCUCACAGACACAGAACAAGACUCUGGGUCUGCCAUAUGGGUCAUCAAACCUUUAAGAUAAAAGAGGAUUUGGGUCAGUUCCACACAGAAACAACAUUUGAAUUCCAGAUUUCCCACAUCUAAAGUUAUCUUGCCUUUUGUUAAAAUUAGGGUUCUUAUCUUAAUUUUCUUGAUUGCACUUAGAUUGUUUCAAAGUAGGGAUUACACUUUCUUCCAAACAACAACCACAACAGCAUCUGAGUCUGAUUGGUUGAGCUUUCAACCAAAAAAUCUCCCAUGAAUUUACUGAAUGGGGUGUUUCCUGUGAAGGGGGUGGGGGGGGGUCUGCGCACAUCCUCUAAGCUUUUCAGGGGAUGGGUCAAGUCAGGCAGGUGCAAAAGUGGCAGCUGGCACAAAAGGAAAAAUCUUCAGAUUUUAAAUCUCCAGAUCUUGGCAGCUCUGCUCAUACACUAAUUAAUUACAACCACAGAUAAUUAUUGACUACAACCACAGACUUUAACACAAAUUAUUUUUUAUUUUUUCUUUGCAGCCAUAGCUAAUGUUUAUAGGAAUGAGGGUAAUGAGGCCUUCAAGAAAGGAGAUUUCAUCAAUGCUAUUCAUUUUUACACUAAAGGAAUUAAAAUGAACUGCAAUGAGAAAGAACUGAAGGCCAAACUGCACAACAACAGGGCUAUUGCACAUUUUAAACUUGGUAAGAUGAUGAGAGCUUUAAUAUGCAUCAGUAGUUUUCUGAGAUAGGUGAUAAUUUUUGAUGCAUGCCCAGAAAAAAUAUACAUCUUAUCUUAAUUGGCCUUGCAAAUAUACAAAGAAGUCACCUCUUACCCCAGAUAUCAGUGAGCAUCGCAAGUUUUUCCCAAAAUUAUUGUAAUGGAGUGGUGGUUGGUUUGCUACAUGUAUGGCUAAUCAGAGAUAUUUAUUUUGAUAACAGGGAAUCACCAGGAUUCACUAAGGGAUGCAGAAGCAGCCAUUGAGUUAAAUCCAACUUUCCUUAAGGCAAUUGUGAGAGGUUAGAUAUGUUAGCUGUGCUAUAAUAAUAAUAAUAAUAAUAAUAAUAAUAAUAGUAAUAACAAUAAAAGAAUAACUCAACACUCUAAGGUUAAAUGAGAUUAGAUGAAGCUCAAUCUUGUCUCAACAUUUGAACCCAGCUCUUGACUGCUACACAACUACUUUCCAUUAAUUAUGAUGAGAAUAUUAUUUUGAGCUGGAUGAAGAACUCAAUGCAGAAUGCAGAGCAAAAUUUCAGCAGGAGUAUUUUAGUUCCUUAAGCUAACUGAGAGAGGUAGUCACAGGUAUCAGAUAUGUUAAGUCACUAUCUAGCUGUUUUAAAAAGAAGUAAGGAUCAGGACUUACCUAACUCUUUAGGUAAGGAAUUGUCGGUCCCAAUUUAAAUGUUCUUAGAAGUUUCAGUUAUCUUAAAAGCUAAAUAAAUCUAACUGAAACCUGAUAGGGCCUGUUUAUUCUUUUCCAUUUAGUUAUUUUGCUUUGUUUUGUUUUGUAAUAUUUUUUUUGGUCUGUAAUGAUUUAUGUGGAUUCAGGCUCUUUUUUCAGAAUUGAGCUACAGUAAUAAUAUGCUUCUUUACGUUGUUGCCCAUAGGAACCACUGCUUGUGUUGAAUUGAAGAGAUUUGAAGAAGCAAUCACUUGGUGUGAUAAGGGACUAGCUGUAUCCUUUGAAGGAAUCUUUCAUUUUUAA
Pocillopora meandrina is the source of this 2834-nucleotide messenger RNA. The record is from the annotation of a GenBank genome assembly. NCBI's taxonomy places the organism in Eukaryota, Metazoa, Cnidaria, Anthozoa, Scleractinia, Pocilloporidae.